Macrosteles quadrilineatus (aster leafhopper) is the source of this 1085-nucleotide messenger RNA. RefSeq names its product spermatogenesis-associated protein 17-like. The record is from RefSeq and is a predicted model, not a curated record. The coding region runs from base 71 to 994 and encodes 307 amino acids. The transcript has 7 exons. Gene Ontology annotation, biological process: spindle organization; mitotic cell cycle; establishment of meiotic spindle localization. Gene Ontology annotation, molecular function: protein binding. Gene Ontology annotation, cellular component: spindle pole. Lineage: Eukaryota; Metazoa; Arthropoda; Insecta; Hemiptera; Cicadellidae.
GUCAAAAGCUGAACCUAUUAGGUUAAGGAAAUGUAUUCCUCUUGAGUACUUUUAAAUAUAAAUUUUAAAAAUGGCAUGUAUUGAGCACUACAUCAAGGAUGCAAACAAUCUAUUUGAUGAUAUUGUUCAACGACACAAGAUUGCCCAGGCCAAUGUCUUUAAAGACUAUCAAGCUGCAAGAACCAUCCAGAAGUGUUACCGUGGUUACCUUGUGAGGAAACAUCUGAAAUAUUUACACAGCUGUGCCACAACAAUACAGAAGUAUUGGCGGGGUCAUGUGGAUCGGAAGGGUUAUGAGCGGCUUUUAAAGGAAUCUGUUCACAAACUGUACUGGGAGCAUUAUAACAACAUGGCAACAAAGAUCCAGAAAGUGUGGAGAGGCCAUUUUAUUAGGACUCGGGUAUUCAGCUACAACCAGCUCAAAGACUAUAUCAAAGGAGCGCUACAAAUGAACAAGGAAUUUAUGGAAAAGGCAAAGGAGUAUGAGGAGAUGACAAAGACGAUGAUACAAAGAGACAUGGACAAGGAAUGUCAGGAUAAGUUUGACUAUCUUAGCCGCAGAGUGCAUCAUUUGUUGAGAACCUACCAGAUAGAGGGUAUUUUCAGCAUUCACGGAACUAAGGAACUUUCCUACUUAGAGAAAGUAUUGACAAAUGUAAAAUUUGUAGACUUCAUGAAAACAAAACGUUUAGAAGCUGAACAAAAAAAGCCUAAAAAUCCGGAAGCAACAAUUUUUAAGGGAAGACUAAGGGAAUGUGAGGAGGUUUGGCUACACCGCAAUGACCCUGGGAAAUACAGCCUGGCCACUGGUGAGUACCGGGACGAUGAGAGAGUUCACGAGCAGCGAGAGAAGAUCCACAGCAAACUGAGGACAAUCCAGGACCACCCUAUGCAGUUUGGACCAGUCAGACAUAAGGAUGCAAACAUUAAACUGGACAACAAAUCUUACCAAUGCCCCCCUCUUCAUCAGUCUCAAAAAAACUUUAAAGACUAAAUACUCUAAAAAAUGUAAUUAAUUUGGAAUUAAAUACUUUUUUUGUAUUUGGAACGUAUUAAUUGUUGUUUUACUCUUUAACAAAAUGAAA